This is a messenger RNA of Adineta ricciae, 2013 nucleotides long. The record is from the annotation of a GenBank genome assembly. NCBI's taxonomy places the organism in Eukaryota, Metazoa, Rotifera, Eurotatoria, Adinetida, Adinetidae.
AUGUCAAAUAUAUUCGCUCCUGUCGAUCUUUGUCGGCUUUUGGCGGAUGAUUGUACGAAUAGCAAACGAAUAAAAAUGGUGACAUUAACUAUUUUGAUUUUCGCCUUGUUUUCACCAUUGGUCAUUGGCGCUUCUGACGAUGAUAUCAAUUUGUUAGUUCGGUCAUCGGCGAAUUCUACAGUUCGUCGUUAUUGUGUGGAGCUGGCAAAACUACCUAACGGUCGUACUGUCAAUGUUACCGAUUUUGGUUGGCACAUCCCUUUCAUUGCAUCACCAGCAGUCAAUGCUUGUAACAUAACCGAUCUAGAUCAGUCUUUACCGGCUGAUUUGUCACCAAAUACUAUUCUUAUUGUAUAUGAACAUAAAUGUAAAAUGACGGAACAUGCUUGGCAUGUUGAAACGAAAUAUAACCACAAAAUACCACUAAUGAUACUAACGAAUCGUUCAAAUACUCAUUACGAGCUGUCCUAUAAUACUACAGAAAUGCCUGUCUCAAUACCUGUACUCAUAUUUCAACAAAGUGAUUUGAACAAAAUUAACAAAACCUAUGGAAGUCUUGAAAACAUCGAAUUGUCCAUAAAUUAUCCACCAGAGAUGCGAAAUAAAUUUCGUCCAGCUGUCCUUUUAAUGUUUCUGUUGGUUUUUCUCAUAUUAGUCUCUGGAAAUCUCUGGGCAGCGGACGAAUUCAAACGAAAAGUUGCAAGUCGACAUUCGACUUCUCAAAGUGAAUCGACAAGUGUGAAUAUUCCACAAAAUUCGACCGAUUAUCAAAACUUUCUUUCGAACGCCAAUCCUGAAGAACUUGCGACACGAGCUUUGAAGAAAUCCACGUCUUCAGAAAACAAAACACCGUCGAAUAACGAGCCUGCAAUCAUUUACAUGCCUUACUGUAUCAUUGCAAUGAUUUUAUGUUUUGCAAUCGGCUGGCUUUUACUCAUCUAUUACUUCCCCAAAGUUAUGAUAUAUGUUCUCCAAGUAAUGUUCUGUAUUGGUGCCUUUUCUUCAUUAACGUCAUGUCUCGAUCGUCUAAGUUAUCUUGUACCAGUUCUUCGACGUUAUCGCAUCCCAUCGCAUACCUGUCAUAAACCAUGUACCUGUCAAUUAGGCCCAUUAAAUCUCUUCACAUUGUUGGCGAUGAUAUCCACAUUGGCUAUUAUCGUUAUUUGGUAUAUCUAUCGUCAUGCUGAUUGGGCAUGGAUCCUGCAGGAUAUUCUUGGUGCAGCUAUUUGUAUAACAGUUACAUCUGUCUAUCGACUUGGCAAUAUGCGCGUGAUUACAUUGAUAUUACUUGGCUUUUUUUUCUACGAUAUCUUUUUUGUAUUUAUUACACCAUACAUUCCGUUUUUUCAACCUUCACAUCCAAUGAGCACAUCGACAAUAGCUCCAACAACGACAACCGGUACGCCAAGUAACGUUUCGUCAACUAUACAAUUUGUCGGAGGAAAUCGGAAAGUAUCACGCAAUCCGUCGGUUAUGGAACAAGUAGCAUUAGGGAUCGGUACAGAUGGAGAAGUUGUUCCUCUUCUAUUUGCAUUACCAAUGUUUAUACCUGAAGCUGAACUUGAUCCAUGCUUAGUCGUGAGAAAAUCAAUGCUCGGCUUCGGUGAUGUGAUAUUACCGGGUAUACUAUUGACGUUUUGUAAAAUCUUCGAUAUUGCCAAUGGCAAUAGUUGGCCAGUGUAUUAUAUUCAAUCCAUUGUCUCAUAUUUUAUUGGUUUAUCAUUGACUCAUGUCGCACUCUAUUUAAUGAACAUGGCUCAACCGGCACUUCUCUACCUCGUACCCUGUAUAUUACUGUCAACAAUUCUGACCGGUUUAAUUCGCGGCGAAUUACGAGAGCUCUAUACCGGCCGACGAAUUCAAUCCUUACUCGAUAGUAAACCGAAUAAUACGGAAACAUCUCUUUUAGCAGCUUCAGAAAACUCGAUCGCUGAACAAGCGAAUCAAUCAACUGAUGUUGUUGUUGGCAUCAGUGAUGCAAUUGGAGCAGCUAGUGGAGUAGAAAAUCGCUAA